Molecule: messenger RNA, 1631 nt
Organism: Puntigrus tetrazona (Sumatra barb)
Lineage: Eukaryota; Metazoa; Chordata; Actinopteri; Cypriniformes; Cyprinidae
Gene: tspan13a
Product: tetraspanin 13a
Exons: 6
Coding region: 182-793 (203 amino acids)
Cellular component (GO): membrane
Source: RefSeq, a predicted model, not a curated record
CAGCCUACAAAUAGGGACUUUGCUUAUUUGCAUACAGAUAAAGAACGGACCAAUGGCGUUAAACUUGUGUACCUGAGCAAACGCUAGACUACUUCCAGCUCCGUGCAACUUACCUCAGAGCGGAAAGUCCUACAUAGAGGAUAUUUGCGGACUAUGGUUUAAGUGUACACUAGAUUUCAUCAUGGCUUGUGGUGGGUUUGUUUGUUCCAAAACGUCUCUUUGCAUCCUGAACCUUAUUUAUGUGAUGGUCAGUCUUCUAAUGGUUGGUGUUGCAGCAUGGGGCAAAUGGUUUGGAAUGGUCUCUAGUUUUAGGGUGAUGGCUGCUGUCAUUGCUGUUGGGUUGUUUCUCUUCGUCGUGGCCAUUAUGGGAUUGUGUGGAGCUGUAAAGCAUCACCAAGUCCUCUUGUUCUUUUACAUGCUCAUUCUCUUCAUGGUAUUCAUUGUGCAGUUUUCAGUAUCAUGUGCCUGCUUGGCGAUUAAUAAAGAACAACAGAACCUGCUGCUGGAGAUAGGAUGGAAUAAGUCUGAAUCAAUGCAGGAGGAUUUGGAAAGGUCGCUGGAUUGCUGCAACUUCCUUGAAAUUAACUACAAUGAGAGCUGCGCGGCUAGCUGUUUUAAGGAUAAAACAUGUAAACCAUGUUCAGUUAUUAUCCAGGCCUAUGCUGAUGACGCGUUACAGUUUGUUGGAGGAGUCAGUCUGUUUUUCAGUUUUACAGAGAUUCUGGGCGUCUGGUUAGCAUAUAGAUACAGGAAUCAGAAAGAUCACCGGCAAAAUCCUGGAGCUUUCAUUUAAAGCACACACAUUUUCAAGACUUUCAGCUAUACAGAGUCUUUGCUCUUGAACUGACUUUUUUUUUUUUAUUUAUGAUCGUUUCUUUUGAUAACACUCAAAUUUCUUGAUUUUUCGGGAUAAAACAAUAUUUGGAACAGCCGUUAUGAGUUGCAUCUCGGUGGAGUUCGCAAAUAUUUAUUGUCACCGAUUAUACAAGUAGGUUAACUGGGCUUGAACUUUGAUCCCAAUUGAACAACUCUCACAAUGAUAACGAGUUGCUAAAUAAUCUUGCAAUAAAAUGAAAAUAAGAUAAAUGAAUACUGAUCUUUUGUUUUUGAUCAAAAAGCCAAGUAGAAAACAUUUCCUGCUUCUUAAAUCAAACAACGGGCCUAUAGUCAUUGCGUUGAGCCCGGUUGCUCAGUGAUGAGCUUGCACACUGAAACUAAAAGUUCAACUGCGCCCAACCCGCUUCCACAUUAUUCUGAUCAGGAUGUGACCAGGAAUGUCUACAUCAUCUGUUUGCAUUCCACAUAUUAGCCAAUGGUGCGGCUCAGCUGGAGGUUGUCCAGCCGGUUUACCACAGGCGCAUUCAUCCGGAUCUUCUUGUUCUGCCCUCUGCUGGCUGCACCGAAAACAUACUCACCUGCAUAUUAACACGGAUAUGGAUCACAAUGAACCACCUAUCUGUGCUUUGACAUGUGAUUAAAUCUCUGUGUUCUGUUAUAAUGGAAGAUCUGUAUUUUCAAUUGCAAAGAGAUUCAUGCAAAACUAUACUGGUCCAACACAAGCUAUUGAUUCAGUUUUGGAAGGUUCUUUACAAAUACAAAAAUAUUAUUAAAUGCAAAACAAACAAGCUACA